UUGGAACCCCGCCUGUUCGGGGGCGGGGCUGAGUCGAAAGGGUGGGGCCGCGCUCCGUCGGGGCGGGGCUUGUGGAACCUCGAAACCCCGGUGACUCGGGGCCUAAGCGCGCGUCUCCCGGCGCGGGGUUCCUCCCACGCAGACUCCCAUUCAAACGAUGCCGAAGGGGCGGCGCGGCAGCCGCAGCCACGGCCCCACCAUGAGCCAGCAGUCGGCUCCGCCCCUCUAUUUCCCCUCCCUCUACGACCGCGGCAUCUCCUCGUCCCCGCUCAGCGACUUCAACAUCUGGAAGAAGCUCUUCGUGCCCCUGAAGACGGGCGGGGCGCCGGUGGGCGGGGCCGCGGGGGCCAGGUCCCUGCCCCAGGCGCCCCCUGUUCCGGCGCCCCCGCCACCACCCGGCCUGGUUCCCCUCAGCGAGCGCCCCGGGCCCCCGCCCUGGCCCUCUGGCCUGGCAGCCAUCCCCUACGAGCCUCUGCGCUUCUUCUACUCGCCGCCGCCGGGGCCCGAGGUGGCUGUCUCACCUCUGGCCGCCCACUCCUCGACCCCCAGGCUCGCUUCUGCCUCCCACCCCGAGGAGCUGUGCGAGCUGGAGAUCCGGAUUAAGGAGCUGGAGCUGCUCACCAUCACUGGGGACGGCUUCGACUCCCAGCGCUAUAAAUUCCUGAAGGCGCUAAAAGAUGAAAAGUUACAAGGACUGAAGCCCAGGCAACCUGGAAAGAAGUCGGCUUCUCUCUCCUGAGCAGCUGCGAACCCAAGCUUGGGCAGCCACCUCCUUAGGUGUUAGUGCUUAGAUAAUGUGUCCCAUUUGUUGUCAUUUCAAAGAUGGUUAUUUUCUGUUCUGUAUUUACUGCUGUUCUUGUUGCUAUCAGCAUGUAUUUCACAUACAGCACCUAAUUUCCAUGGUAAA
Molecule: messenger RNA, 907 nt
Organism: Callithrix jacchus (white-tufted-ear marmoset)
Lineage: Eukaryota; Metazoa; Chordata; Mammalia; Primates; Cebidae
Gene: C10H11orf91
Product: chromosome 10 C11orf91 homolog
Source: RefSeq, a predicted model, not a curated record